Torulaspora delbrueckii is the source of this 1755-nucleotide messenger RNA. It is a transcript of the gene TAH11, whose product is annotated as Tah11p. NCBI's taxonomy places the organism in Eukaryota, Fungi, Ascomycota, Saccharomycetes, Saccharomycetales, Saccharomycetaceae. The transcript has a single exon. Bases 1 to 1755 code for a protein of 584 amino acids. The record is from RefSeq and is a predicted model, not a curated record.
AUGAGUGCUGGUUAUAGACUGCCAGUGGUGGAUCUUGACCUGAUCAGUGAUGAGCAGGCUCUUUUACCCGAAGUUGAAAGGAUUAUUCGUCGUAAUGAUACGUUCUUACUGAAAAACUAUGCCAACAAGGGCCUACUGGAUGGAUUGAUGGAUAUUUUGCAGCAUGAGGAUGUUCCGGAUGUAGAGGAGGGUUUUGAUGCGAAUUUCACGGGAGUUUUAGAAUUGCAAGAUGAUAUUUUACUUGAACAGUACAUCUUCAAUACGGAUCAGACUUUAAAAUUCGAUAGAGAGUGCACCAACGAGUCUUUGAGAAAAUUGUAUGUGAGAUUGUUCAAAGUGGGUCUUUUUUUCUUACAACUGUGUAUGAAAAGUGUUGGAGCACCGGAAUUGGUGACUGAGAAAGAUUAUUCUUCGAUAUUUAGUCGAUACUACAGGCAGGACUCAACUACACAGGUUUUGCCCAAUGGAGAGACCUUCGAAUAUGUUUUGAAUAGGGCUUUCAGGGAUUUUGUGUGCCCUGGUAUUCUCACAAUAUUCCCUGUGGCCCGAGGCAUUAAGAUAAAACCUCCAACAGUGAGUGCCGAUGAUAAUACUUGGAUGACUAUUGAUGAGCCUGACUGUCUUCUGAUUCAUACAGGUACUUUACUGGCACAGUACUCGGGCGGGGUUUGUUCCAGUUCAAGGAUACAAAUUUCACCAGAAAGCAAUGCUGUAUAUCUUACCCUAGCACCUCCAUUAGCAGCAGUGAUCGACUCUACCGGUAAAACUGUUGCAGAGGGUCUGUUGAAGCAACAAAUCCUUGAGCUUCCCGAAGUGGCUAAGAAAUUUUAUCCAAGAGAGGCAGCCUUAAUGCAGAUCACAAAAAUGAUUGGUUUCUACAAAGAGCUUUUCUCUAUCACUGAAACGGUGUUGUCACUGUACGCAAUGUCAAGAACAUCAUUCUCUGCCCCAAAGUUGGACUCAUUACUUCCUCAAAUUUCCAAUAUGAUGCGAAAGAAGAUUUCUCAACAAGAUUUCUUGAAGAUGAUAUUCUUAUGGCCAGAGUGUUACGUGCUGGAGGCUGAUUCCAGGGGCGAUUUGACUGUCAAACUGCCGAGAAGAGAGAACUUGCUCAUAAGUAAGUCUAGGCGCCUAGAGUUUGUCGAGAAGGCAGAUAAAUGGCUAAACGGCGUAAGUGGAAUGGCCAAGAUACCGACCGAUGUUCCUGUUCUAAGAUCUUCGAAGAGACGAGGUAGUGGAGGCUCUGAUCCAGAACCAACUCAAUUGAUGAAAGCGAGGAGCCCGACGAAUGCCGUGCCCCCAUCAUCCAAUUAUAUCUCUAACUCUAAAGAUAAAUUCAUGUACGCCGAGAAGAAAACGGAUUCUCAGAGUAACCUAUUAGAAAGAUUGAGGGAGAGGGAAAGAAGGUCAGCUGCUCUACUCUCUCAACGUCAGAGGCAGUAUGAUCAAUUUCUGGCAGUGAAGAUGAAACAGGUCUUCGAAAUCUUAUACUCUCUGCCGCAGAGCAAACCUUACACCGCUACUCAUUUGAGCUCAUUGAUCGUAGACAGCCUACAGGAUAGUAAUAACCCCAUUGGAACCGAAGAGGCAGUGAUGAUUCUGGACAAACUACAAACUCUGUUAGGCGCCCAGUUGAUAGCCCAAACAGUAGAUGGUGGUUUAAAAGUCUACAGGUGGAACAGUCUUGAUAAAGGCUUAGUAUUAGCAAGAAUUGAAGAUGCUCUCGACCAAUCCAUGCAUAUUGAUCAUUUGUGA